Drosophila innubila is the source of this 3163-nucleotide messenger RNA. RefSeq names its product protein grainyhead-like. Gene Ontology annotation, molecular function: protein serine/threonine kinase activator activity. Lineage: Eukaryota; Metazoa; Arthropoda; Insecta; Diptera; Drosophilidae. The coding region runs from base 1252 to 3135 and encodes 627 amino acids. Gene Ontology annotation, biological process: regulation of cell cycle phase transition; positive regulation of nuclear cell cycle DNA replication. The record is from RefSeq and is a predicted model, not a curated record. Gene Ontology annotation, cellular component: nucleus; Dbf4-dependent protein kinase complex. The transcript is spliced from 3 exons.
AUGAAAAAUGUUUAAACUCUUAACUAAAGUGCAAAGGCAACAGCAACAGCAUCAACAACAACAACAACGAGAACAACAACAACAACAACAAAGAGACACAAAUGAACCGCGCAUCCGCCAGCGAAUGUGCCGCCCCCGCCCCCGCUUGCUACGCAGUCGUGUUUCGUGUUCGUCGUGGCAAUUAAAAAGUUUUAUGCAAAAUACGCAAAUCAAAUGUUAAUGUUGUGUUAGUACCGACUAUAGGCGAGUGCAUGUGUUUGUGUGCGUUGCCUGUGUAUGUGUGUGUAUCCAAAAUGCACAGCCGCCCGCCAGCAACAGCAACAACAACAACAACAACAGCGACAACGACAACAACAGAGGCAACAGCGAGAGCUCAACUCAAUCGACAAACAGGCCAAGGAGUUGCACAUUAGAAGCUCGAAAGCCUAAAGCAAAAAAGCCCGCAGUCAGGCUUUGAGCCAAGACGCAUACCACAGCAGCAGCAGCAGCAACAACAACAACAGCAACAACAGCGCAAAAAAGUGGCGAAAGGUGCACCCACCAGCAACAACAACCACAACAACAAUCGUCGCAGUCUCUAAAGUCAGCAAAGUCAAAGUAAUCGGGUUACGUUAACGUUAACGUUUUGCGCUUACGUUUGCGGUCACGGUUACGUUCAUUUUUUAUUCGGUUUACAGCCUCCUCCAAGUUCUGCAAGUGAUAGUGUGCCAUAGAGAGAGAGAUCCUUACGAAUUGUAGUGCCAAUAUCCAUCCAAUAUCCAACCAUCUACAUCUACAUAUACAACAUAUAUACGUUUUUACCUGGCAGGCGCACAGCUGCAUAAAUAAAUAUCUAAUUACAACGACAACUACAACAACAACGACAACAAUAACAAAAACAACACAGGGGCUAUUUGUUUGGUUAGCCAAGUUCCUUAGUGCCAUACAAAUGCAAUAUUGAAACGAUAACAACAACAACAGCAACAGCAACAACAAGAGCAACAGCAACAGCAACAACGACAACAACAACAACGACAACAACAAGUGCCUUCAUUCAAAACGUGAUAGUGAUAUUAAUAAUGUGUAUAUACUUGUAGCAACAACAACAACAAUAGCUUGCCAACACCAACACCAACAACAGCAACUGCAACUAUAGAAGCUUUUACGAAUGCCUUCGCCAAGCGACAUCGAGAAUCGCGCGUCUUCCAUUGAUUUGGCCAAUUAGCUGGUUAAGUAAUCCCCAAGAGUCGAAACAGGUUAGCCGAACAUAUAAUGUCCACAUCCACCGCGACAACGAGCGUGAUAACGUCCAACGAUCUAUCGCUGUCCGGCCACGCCCACUCGCACGCCCAUUCGCACGGACACGCCCACAAUCACAACAAUCACAAUCCACACACGCACUCCACAUUGCAUCCACAUUCACAUUCACUUGUCUCGCAUCGUCUCGGCGUUGUGGGAAUCGGAGGAGUCGGAGUCGGAGUUGGUGGCCAUCUUAGCGACGCCUCACUGUCACCCAUACAGCAGGGUGGUGCCAAUAUUGUGGCCAGCAGCAACAGUUCGCCACUGGGCCAAAACGGUGUGCCCCUUUUGACCACAAUGCACCGAUCGCCGGACAGUCCACAGCCGGAAUUGGCCACCAUGACGAAUGUGAAUGUCCUGGACUUGCAUACGGAUUCGUCGAAGCUCUACGACAAGGAGGCGGUGUUCAUUUAUGAGACGCCCAAGGUGGUUAUGCCCCCGGAUGGAGGAGGCGGUGGCGGUGGCGGUAAUCCGGGCUCAAAUGGCGGCCAUGAUGAUGGCCAGGUGAUAGAUGCCCGAAUUGCGGCACAGAUGAGCACACAGCAUCUGUCCGGGCCACCGCAACAGGCACAACAGGAGCAUCAACCGCUGGCAAAGAUCGAAUUCGAUGAGAAUCAAAUCAUACGAGUGGUGGGACCCAAUGGGGAGCAGCAGCAGAUCAUCUCGCGGGAGAUCAUCAAUGGGGAGCAUCACAUCCUGUCCAGAAAUGAGGCUGGUGAGCACAUUCUCACGCGCAUCGUCAGCGAUCCCUCCAAGCUGAUGCCCAACGACAAUGCCGUCGCCACCGCGAUGUACAAUCAGGCCCAGAAACUGAACAACGAGCACCAGGGAGUCUACCAGACAUCGCCCCUGCCCCUGGAUGCCUCCGUGCUCCACUAUGGCAACGACAAUGUGAUCAAAACCGAGGCGGAGAUCUAUGAGGAUCACAAGAAACAUGCGGCUGCUGGCGGCGGAUCCAUUAUCUAUACCACAUCCGAUCCGAAUGGUGUGAAUGUGAAUGUCAAACAGUUGCCACAUCUGGCGGCGGUGCCACAGAAGCUUGACCCCGAACUAUAUCAGCCGGACAAGCACAUCGAUCUGAUCUACAACGAUGGCAGCAAGACGGUCAUCUAUUCCACCAGUGACCAGAAGGGUCUCGAGAUCUACUCCGGCGGUGAUAUCAGCAGUCUCGUUUCCGACGGUCAGGUGGUCGUCCAAGCGGGUCUUCCAUAUGCCACAACCACCAAUGCCAGCGGACAACCAGUCUACAUUGUUGCCGACGUUGAGGAGCACUUGCAGGGCAAUGCGAGCAACGCGGGCAAACUAAAUGGUCAGACCACACCUAUCGAUGUCUCUGGCCUAUCGCAAAAUGAAAUUCAAGGCUUUCUGCUUGGUUCACACCCCUCAUCGUCGGCGGCCACAACCGGCGUUGUGUCCACAACAACAAUCUCGAAUCAGCAACAACAUCAGCAGCAGCAGCAACAGCAACAGCAACAACAGCAGCAGCAACAACAACAACAGCAGCAGCAGCAUCAACAACAACAACAGCACCAACAACAACAUCCCAGCGACAUUGUAACCAUAACCACAGCGGGUGUGGGGAGUGCGGGCUCAAUUGUCUCUGCUGUCGUGCAACAACAGCAGCAGCAACAGCAACAACAGCAGCAGCAGCAGCAGCAACAACAACAGUUGCUGAGCAUCAAACGAGAACCCGAAGACUUGAGCAAGGAUCCCAAGAAUGGCAACAUUGGCGCCGCUGCCAACGGUGGCGGUUCAGUGAUAACGCAGAAGGUAGGAAAUCAAAAUCACAAUCACAAUCCAAAUCAAAAGCAAAGCUUAAAAGCUCUGCUAAAAGCUUUACAUAUUUCAAUGCUUUAAUGGACACGCACGCAAUUCCAAAAUCAGA